Phytophthora sojae is the source of this 696-nucleotide messenger RNA. RefSeq lists its product as hypothetical. The record is from RefSeq and is a predicted model, not a curated record. The coding region runs from base 1 to 696 and encodes 231 amino acids. Lineage: Eukaryota; Oomycota; Peronosporomycetes; Peronosporales; Peronosporaceae. The transcript has a single exon.
AUGCCGUCGGGAGCGACCUCCCCGCGCGUUCUAACGCCAUCCCAAACCGCCCUCGAGGCGCUCCACAGUGCCAGGCCCCCGCCUUCGUCGUCUCCCCCGGAAGUCCGCGGCCCCAGAAACUCGUUCGUGCCGCUGCAGCGCCUCGAGUGCGUUCGUGUGGCCAAGAAGCUGCGCCGCAAUGGCCACCGCCUGUACGUGGUCGGCGUCUUCUACAAGCGCAGCGAGGCACGCCGCCGCCUGUCCGACUGCGUCUACAAGGCCUCCGUGGCCUCCAAGCUGCCGCCCGACGCCAUGAGCGCGCUCAUUAUGUCCGAGCGUGAGCCUGACUACGUGGUCGAGCACCGCUUCUCCGAGUUCCGCGAGCUGCGCGCCUGCGUUGCAGCGCUCGUGAGAGCCAACUGCGCGCACAGCGUAGAGUGCGCCGGCUGCCAGAACUUGCAGCGCGUGAUGGUUAGUCCGCAGCACCAAAACUGGACGGUGAAGCGGAUGUUUGGCAACAAGGAGCAGCGCUUUGCGUUGCUGACGACGUUUGUCAACGACCUGCUGGCGCUCAUGGGCGAGCGUUCGACUAGCGGAAGCAUUACGGAGGAAACUGGCGGUGCGGGGAGUGCCGAUUGCAGCGUUCGAGAACGGGUGUUGGAGUUACUCCAGAAGUUCCUCAAACGAAGCUAUCAGCCGUCGCUGGGAAUUAUCUAA